This is a messenger RNA of Colletotrichum destructivum, 3879 nucleotides long. RefSeq names its product Putative importin-beta domain, armadillo-like helical, exportin-1/Importin-beta. Gene Ontology annotation, cellular component: cytoplasm. Gene Ontology annotation, biological process: protein import into nucleus. Lineage: Eukaryota; Fungi; Ascomycota; Sordariomycetes; Glomerellales; Glomerellaceae. The transcript is spliced from 6 exons. Bases 287 to 3202 code for a protein of 971 amino acids. The record is from RefSeq and is a predicted model, not a curated record. Gene Ontology annotation, molecular function: small GTPase binding.
CCUCCCUCCGCCCCCUCCAUCCAUCUGCCAAUUUUGGACGUCGUCGGCGCACCGCUUUGAUAACCUCCAACUGCCACCCAGCAGCCAAACGCUCCUUACAUCUCAAAAGAAAACGACUUGACGACUUUUCUCCGCCGCCUGAGACUUUAACAUUCCUUCCACCUGCGGCUGCCCUAGCGCGACGCCAUAUUGCACUGCAACUGCCGCCUCACCCCGAAAUCGCCCCCGUCACCUAUCCUACACCCCGAACGAUUAACGUUUGCGACACCCUCUUCUGGUCUUCAGCAUGGCAGCGAAUGGAGCCUCGGAGGCUUUUGCACCCAGCGAUGUGCUGUCGGCUAUGGUGACCAUGCGAGGAGGAGAGCAGGAAAGCAAGAAGAAGGCGCACGCAUACUUGGAGCGGUUCCAGAAAUCUAAAGAUGCUUGGGGUACCAUUAUCGGCAUUCUUCAAUCGGACGGAGAGCCCGAGGCCAAGCUCUUUGCGGCUAUCACUUUGCGCGGAAAGAUCACCUACGACCUGGCAACGCAAGUAUCGGAAACCGAACUGCCUGCGCUACGGGAUCAGAUCCUCCUCCUUCUCAAACAUUUCGCCGCUGGUCCCAAGCCGAUACGAGUUCAGCUCUGCGUCUGUUUGGCGACACUGGCGGUGCAGAUGAAGGACUGGAAAGAUGUACUUCCUACAGUCGUAUCAUCUCUCGGUGACAGCGUUGAGAGCCACGCUGCCAUUCUCGAUUUUUUGCGCGUGCUCCCCGAGGAGGUGACCGAAGGCCGCAAAAUCACCUUAACUGAAGAAGAGCUUUCCCAACGGACUAGGGAAUUGCUGGGUGACAACACGGACCAGGUUGUGCAGCUGCUCAUCAACUAUGCUCAAUCGUCAGCGAGUGCGGCCCAGAAUCCUCAACUGAUGGAGUGUAUCACUUCGUGGCUGCGCGAGGUUCCCGUCAGCACCGUUGUCAAUUCUCCUCUACUCGACGUCAUUUUCAACGCCGUCGGCAAUGAUCAAGCAUCACAGGAAGCAGCAGAGUGCUUGUGCACGAUUUUUAGAGAGACCAGGGAUGUGGACGACAACUUGGAAGUCAUUCAGGUCCUCCUUCCACGAGUCAUUUCCCUGCGUCCGAGAAUCGCGGCAGCCGUCGAGGAUGAGGACACCGAGGUUUACAAGUCACUCACCAAGAUUUUUGCCUUGGCCGCUGAGGCUUGGGUUGUAGCCAUUGCUCGCGAGCCUGGUCACUUCGGAUCGCUUGUCGAUGCAGUCCUUGAGUGCGCCGCCCGAGACAAGGACCGGGAUGUCAUUGAGCAUACGUUCCAGUUCUGGUACGAGUUGAAGCAGUACAUUGUUUUGGAACGAUACAUCGAGGCAAGACUGCAGCUUGUGGAUACGUACUCGAAACUCGUGGACAUCCUGCUCAAGCACCUGGAAUACCCGCAAUCGGAAUCGGCGAGCGAGACGGAUCUUUUCGACGGCGACCGUGAGGCAGAGGAGAAGUUCCGCGAAUUCCGACACCAGAUGGGCGACACCCUGAAGGACUCUUGCGAGGUGAUGGGCGUGACUGACUGCCUCACAAAGGUGCUUGCAGCUAUCAAAAUUUGGAUGCACAAAUACGCCGGCCAAGCUUCGGCGUCAUCGGUCCCGCACUGGCAAGAAUUGGAGGCACCCCUUUUCGCCAUGCGCGCCAUGGGACAAAUGGUUGACAAGGAGGAGAACGUUGUACUGCCGCAACUGAUGCCCCUCCUUGUUCAGAUCCCCGGGCACGAGAAGCUUCGUUUCGCCACCAUCAUGGUUCUCGGUCGGUACACAGAGUGGACUUCUGCCCAUCCUGAGUACCUCGAACCUCAGUUCAACUACAUCGUAACCUCCUUCCAGACGGACUCAAAGGAAGUCGUCAGGGCUGCCGCCAUGGCGAUCAAGUAUUUCUGCACCGACUGCAAACAGCUCUUGAGCGGACAGGUACUCCAGAUGCAAACAUUCUACGACCAGAUUCUUGACAAGCUGCCUGAUAUGAGUCAGGAGGAGAUCACAGAGGGGGUUGCUAGCGUCGUUGCUGUGCAGCCGCCUGCCGAGAUUUACAAGCUCCUCAAGCUCUACUGCGACCCGUUGGUCCAGCGGUUGAUGAACAAAGCCAACGUUGCAACCGACGACAAGGGCAAGCUGGCCCUCGCAGACCAUCUCCAGCUUAUCACCAUCUUCAUCCAAAUCGUCGUACCGUACGUUGGACCCGGCGAGGAGAACCCCGCCGUCAAAUACUGGCAAGAGGUUUUCCCGGUACUGGCCACGAUUCUGGACAAUUUCAUGGGUUUCGUUCCCAUCUGCGAGAGGAUUUGCCGCUGCUGGCGUAACAUGAUCAUCUCGUACCGCACGGCAAUGACACCCCUGUUGCCGGAGAUGGCCAACAAGCUGGCAGGCGGCUUUGCUGCCUCGAGACAAGGCGCGUUUCUCUGGGUCACGGCGGCGAUACUGAGGGAGUUUUCCGAGGAUCGGGAGCACGUAAACCACGAGAUCACCCAGAGCAUCUACGCCUUCUUCGAAGCCCAGACCACCACUUUCUUACGGGUGAUGAGCGACCUCCAACCCAGCGAACUGCCUGAUGUCAUUGAAGACUUCUUCCGACUUCUCAUUGACGCGCUCCUAUAUUACCCGGCCAAGUUGAUUCCGUCGGAGCUUCUAGGUCCCAUUUUCGAAGCUGCCGUGUACGCUCUGACGUUGGAGCAGCGCGACCCUCUGUCUGCCACGCUGCACUUUCUCCGCGAUCUCCUCACGUACGGAGGCGACAAUCCUGCGACGUCGGAUGUACUGCCUCCAGAUGUUGCUGCUCACAUCCGCGAGGUGGUGAGCAAGUUACUUGCCAAUCACGGCGAGAAGUUGGUCAAGCAAGUCAUGGCUGGCAUGAUGAUCACUUUUCCGCGGGAUUGCUUUGCCGAUGGUAGCGGGGUCUUGCUGGCAAUGUUCGAGCUCUUCCCGUCCCAAACGACCAACUGGGUGGAGCGUACCAUCCAGCUUCUGCCCCAAGGUACCAUCACGCCAGUCGAGGCGAAUCGAUUGAUGACCAAGAUCAAGGAGCGACUCGGCGGCAACGAUUCCACCGCUAUCAGACAGGUGAGGGCACUCCUCCAAGAUUUCACCAACACAUAUCGCCGGCGGUACGUGGCCCCACGGGAGGGUCUCGGCCAGCUGGAAGCAGCCCGCUUCCACUUUACAGGUUAGAUGGAGGGGGGGACUUGAAAGGGGUGUACUCAUGAGGAAACGAUGACUGCUCAAGGUCGCAAAAUCAAGUAGAGUUUUCUAUUAGUUCGAGUAGAUCGCUUUGCUCGAGGGAGCCCGAAAAGUGCGAUAUGAUGUCAAUGAAUUGCCAUGGUUGAGGCUGGCGGCGAGCAUUCUCUUCGGCAGAUGUGCAACGAAGGAUGUCAGAAUUGGGGGAGACGGUGCUCUGGAUGAAAGGGAUCCACAUCCGUAUGUGUCAACGGGAUAAGAUGAGACAUGUAAGGUGGGGCUGAGCAGGUGGCUGGAGAGAGGAUCUAGUUGUGGAUGUAGAGAUAUCGAUGGAGGGGAUCAAGUUCUCCUGCACCACAGUGACAAAGACGGCAGAUCAAAGGCCAGCGGGCGCACAUAAAGAAUCUGUUAGAGUGGAGGAUUACAGCAGCCUGGUCACAACUCAGCAUGCGGCAGCUCAUAGAGACCACCAGGGGUCUGUCUGUCGACAGGUUUCCUAUGCCAUUUCAGGAAUCUAGCAGUACCAGACUUAACACUCUGCUGUUGGCAAGAUAUGACAUUCACAGGUAUAGCGAGUAGAGGACAGUGCUAUAGUGGGAUUUCGAUAACUGCCCACUUUAUGACGCAGCUUGAGGGCAAGUCAAGUAUCUACAUUUCUGGCAUGCUGUGCA